This is a messenger RNA of Prunus armeniaca (apricot), 291 nucleotides long. The record is from the annotation of a GenBank genome assembly. Lineage: Eukaryota; Viridiplantae; Streptophyta; Magnoliopsida; Rosales; Rosaceae.
AUGGGCUGUGUUGAUGUCCCUCAGAGCAAGAAGUGUGUAGAAGAGGCAAUUGAAGGUGGCAAGAGAAUCAGCAACAUACCUGUCAACAUGAUCUAUACAACUGCACUGAUUCUUGCACAGAUGACUGCCAUGCUUUCCAUGACACAGCACCGUCUUAAAAAGAGCAAGAAGGGUGUAGAAGAGGCAAUUGAAGGUGGCAAGAGAAUCAGCAACAUACCUGUCGACAUGAUCUAUACAACUGCACUGAUUACAGAUGACUGCCAUGCUUUCCAUGACACAACACCAUCGUAA